CCUUACGGUACUUCUGCGCUUGUGAUUGUCGUCAUUAUCGCCCUGCCUUGGUUCUCUAUUCCGACGGUAUCCGUAACAGCUUGCUUGUUUUUCGCACUUGCUGUGUGCCAGGGACUGUGAGAACCACUUUACGUGCGUUGUCUCAUUAGCUCCUCACACCAACUUACUCAAACUCAAAAAGGGUAAAUGAAUUGCCCGUAGUGCCACAUCGCCGAGCGGUGGAGCAGGGAUGGGAACCUAGUUGUGGCUCCGAAGCUGCAGGUCCUGUGCGGCAAAUUUACGGUGACGAAUACCAGGGAAACAGAGCCGGCUCCGAUGAACAACCUGGUGUCGGACCCCAAGCUUCUAGAUAGCGCCGAAUCUCAACAGCCAACAGCCUCAGCCUCCCCAGCGGCUGGGAUGACAGCCUCCCAGAAUGCUGGAAUACAGGCGUGCAGCACCGCACCCAGUUACCUACAGUUCUUCUGGACCAAACCACAGAAGCUGAUGAGACAGGCAGCUAACGAGCGGGCCUUGAGACAGUGCGACCUUGCGGAGUUCGGGAAGGUUGAGGAAGCCAGGAAGCCGCUGGCGAGAGAAUACAGUGCCGGUGGAAAGCCAGCCCACCCUCCGGCCAUCCCAACGGCGCAUGUGACUUUCAUCAUCGACUGUGCCCGUGGGAAGCAGCUCUCCCUGGCAGCACCCCCACUGGUGCCCCAGGCCCCCAGUCCUGGCCAGGGCCCCAUCACCCCAUCAGUGAAGACCUAUAUUGUGUUCUGUGGGGGCAACUGGGCCCUAGCGACUCAGGGCACUCUCCUGGAUGGGCAGAACUUCGCUCAGGCCAAGGACACCCCGAAACCCUGCAGCAGGGCUGAGGCCCCCGCUUCCUGCCCCGCCAGCCCUUCGCGCCCCCAGGGAGCUCCUAAAGCCAAGGAGAACCCCUGGAAGGGUGGGCCCUCGACAUCUUCUUCUUGGGGGGCCAUCAAGGGCUCGCUCAAAGCCCUGUCCUCCUGUAUCUGCGGGCAGGCCAGCUAGGGCACCGCCCCAGGGCCGACCUCCCGUCCCCAGACCGGCAGGGGUCUGGUGUCCGAGCCAAGGGAAGAGCCCUGGGCCCGCUAAAGGGCACCGGAACAGCGCCCUCUGCUAGGCUCCCGGCAGAGCCAGGGUCGGGGCAGCCCUUGCAGCCUUCUCGGGGCGCAUGUGCUUGGGGUGAGAAAUGAAAUAACCAAAUAAAGGCAACUUGGAACA
Fukomys damarensis (Damara mole-rat) is the source of this 1227-nucleotide messenger RNA. It is a transcript of the gene Srarp, whose product is annotated as steroid receptor associated and regulated protein. NCBI's taxonomy places the organism in Eukaryota, Metazoa, Chordata, Mammalia, Rodentia, Bathyergidae. The record is from RefSeq and is a predicted model, not a curated record. Bases 316 to 1014 code for a protein of 232 amino acids. Gene Ontology annotation, molecular function: nuclear estrogen receptor binding. The transcript has 6 exons. Gene Ontology annotation, biological process: positive regulation of intracellular estrogen receptor signaling pathway. Gene Ontology annotation, cellular component: nucleus; cytoplasm.